This is a messenger RNA of Glossina fuscipes, 503 nucleotides long. RefSeq names its product tigger transposable element-derived protein 1-like. The record is from RefSeq and is a predicted model, not a curated record. NCBI's taxonomy places the organism in Eukaryota, Metazoa, Arthropoda, Insecta, Diptera, Glossinidae. The transcript has a single exon. The coding region runs from base 88 to 438 and encodes 116 amino acids.
GAAGACCUCAACCAAAAAAGGGUGCCCUGAGUGGUCCAAUGGUUCGGGAGAAGGCAAAGCGUCUUUACGCUCAUUUUAGAGAACUUGAUGAUAGUUGUUGUGUUGAAUGUACAGAUGGAGGAUUUCAAGCAUCGAAAAUUUAAGGUGAGACAAUCCUUGCAUAACAUUAAAAUCGUUGGAGAAGUAGCAUCUGCAGACACUGCUGCAGCAAAACGAUAUCCAGAAGAAUUUGUAAGCCUAGUAACUGGUGAAGGAUACAAACCUGGGCAAGUGUUUAAUGCAGACGAAACUGCACUGUUUUCGAAGAGAAUGCCAAACAAAACAUUCAUUUCUAAAAGUGAAAAGCCUGCUCCUGAAUUUAAGGCAACAAAGAAUAGAGUUACACUGGUGCUAUGUUCUAAUGCAUUUGGGGAUUGUGACAGUGUUUUGACGGGCUAAUAAGAAAACGUAGGUUACAAGCGCUAUUUUUUGUGAAUGGUUUCGGAAUUGUUUUGUUUCUGAAA